Messenger RNA from Vitis vinifera (wine grape), 360 nucleotides. RefSeq names its product copper transporter 3. Bases 1 to 360 code for a protein of 119 amino acids. The transcript has a single exon. The record is from RefSeq and is a predicted model, not a curated record. NCBI's taxonomy places the organism in Eukaryota, Viridiplantae, Streptophyta, Magnoliopsida, Vitales, Vitaceae.
AUGAAUGAAGAACUGAAGCAGAAGCACACAGGGUUGUGGUUUGGGGAGGAUGUGGACAUCCUGUUCAAUGACUGGCCCGCAGGUCACAGCAAAUUCCUUUUCUCCUUUGCUAUAUUUCUUGUGUUCACCAUAUCUCUGUUCGCUCAUAUUUAUGCAAUGACUCCCUUGAGCACCCCCAAGAUGGAUCCUAAGAGCCUGCUCCGACAUGCUGCCAUUCAUGCCUUCCGCACUUUCAUCAUCUACUUGGUCCCCCUCUGUGUCAUCACCUUCAACCUCGAUGUCUUAAUCACACUACUCCUUGGACAGCUUACCGGCUUCUUGGCUCUCACAUUCUACGCCCAAUAUCAUCAACCCCGCUGA